GUGUCAUCUAUAAUAGAUUUAAAUCGACAAUUUCUAUUUAUAAAAUUAAUGUUGAACUAAUACUUUCAUUUAAGGUGAUAAAUGCUUUUUUUGCUGUAAUUAUUGGUGCAUUCUCUCUUGCAAAUAUUGCUCUGAAUUUGCAGACCUUUGCAAUUACAGUUGGAGCUGGCGCAAAGAUUUUUGAAACUAUUGAUCUUGUUCCACCGAUUGAUUCUGCCUCACCAACUAGUAAAAUUCCUGAUCAUGUUGAAGGCCAUUUUCAGUUUAAAAAUGUUUCAUUUAGUUACCAAUCUAGACCUAAUGUUAAAGUUUUAGAUAAUAUCUCAUUUUACAUUGAAUCUGGGACAUUUGUUGCUAUUGUUGGUGCUUCUGGUUCAGGAAAGAACUUGUCUGUUGAGAAAAAAUAUAAAAUGAUUAAAAAUGCCUGUGAAAUAUCUAAUGCUGACGAAUUUAUUGUAAAACUUCCUAAUCAGUAUGAAACAAUGGUCGGUCAAAAACAAUGUAUCGCUAUAGCUCGUACUAUUGUAAGAGACCCAAAAAUACUAUUUUUAGAUGAAGCUACCAGUGCUCUUGACUCUCAAAGUGAAAAAAUUGUUCAAGACGCGUUGAAUAAAGCCUCUAAAAAUAGAACAACUAUUAUUGUUACUCAUCGAUUGUCUACUAUCCGCAAUGCCACAAAAAUUAUUGUAAUGAAUGAAGAAGCUGUUAUCGAAUAUGGUAGUCAUUAUGAACUAAUAGCUAAAG
This is a messenger RNA of Racocetra fulgida, 744 nucleotides long. Lineage: Eukaryota; Fungi; Glomeromycota; Glomeromycetes; Diversisporales; Gigasporaceae. The record is from the annotation of a GenBank genome assembly.